AUGAAGAGCGGCGAGAACGUGUGCCAGAGAUGUCAGCGGAUGGGUUUGCAAUGUGUCGUCAACAAGAGUCUGCAGACGUUGCUGGACGACGAGGCCGAAUGGAAGACCACGAUGGAACUUGCGGUGACGGAUCUACUGAGGAAAGCUCAGCUCCCAGAGCUGUCAUACUACCAGGCGAGCGCUCAAAAGAACCAAUCUGGAGAAAAGGAUCGCAAGUUGUCGACGGUGUCAGUCGAAGCGCCAGCCUAUACGGAAGAGCAAAAAGGAUCGGGGGAAGCAAGACAGCCUGGGUCGUCUGGCUAUCGAGGCCAUGGGGAACAGUCUCAUUACUCUCCGGAGAGGGAAGAGCCAGGCACAACCUCCUUGGUAACGGCACCAAUGGGAAGUCUCUACGAAGUCACCCAGUUGAGUCAUUCUCGAGAAAACUCUCCCGGCCGCCAGUACGCGCCAGAUCGAGCGAUCGCAACCGAUUUGAUCUCGCGGGGCGUGGUCGAGCAAGCAGAGGCGGAAGAACUCUUCAACUACUUUGAUAGACGUCUGAACCACUAUCUAUGGGAUGGAAUGGCUAUGCCGCAUAAGGAUCUGUUGUCGGUGCGACGGUCCUCCAGUCUGCUGCUGGCAGCUGUGCUGGCAGUUACCGCCUUACAUAUCCCGAGCAAGGAACGCACCUUCGACACCUGCUACGCCGAAUUCGCCAGACUCGCGUCGGACUCGAUGUUGAGUCGACACCAUACGUUCGAUGAUCUCCGUGCCCUGUGCAUUGGCGCCUUCUGGCUGUCGGACGUCAGCUGGAAGUUGUCUGGAUAUGCGGUGCGGAUUGCGACCGAGCGCAACUUGCAUCAGUGCUACCGUAAGGCCGUACAGGGCUCUCCCGAGCAUCGGGAACAAGCACGGCUCUGGUAUCUGCUCUAUGUGUUGGAACAUCAUUUCUCGAUCGCCUACGGAAGACCACCUAUUAUUCACGAAGAUACCUGUAUUACGAAUCACGACACCUUCUUGCAGUCGCCAACGGUUGAGCAGCGUGACAUACGCCUGCAUAGCCAAGUUGCCCUGUUCAUCAUCCUGACUCGCAUCUACCACGCUUUCGGGCCCGAUGUGGAUCUGGAAGUGUUGGAGCAUGAAUUGCCGAAAAUUGAGAGAUUUGACGCCGAUAUAGAGAAUUGGCGAGUCACGUGGGAGCCUCGUUUAGAGGGGAAUCCCUAUGUGGGUGAUUACCCAUGGAAGGCUGUCAACCUGCACUACCAUUUUUCUCGCCUGACGUUAAACUCUCUUGCUCUGAGGACCUAUCAUUCGGCGACAUCGGUUCGGCCGAUGUCAGCGGAACGCAAGAAAUAUGCCGAGAUUGCGAUCAACUCGGCGAUUUCUACUCUAACCGUCGUCCUUGACGAACCCGACAUCCAGAAGGGUUUGGUGGGGGUUCCUUUAUUCUUACACAGCAUGAUCACCUUUGCGGCGGUGUUCUUGCUCAAGAUCGCUGUCAAGGUACAUCCCAGUUGCCUCACGGCGCCUGGUUACCAGCCCAACUCGAUUGCAUCAGCUGGCCUGCGCAUCGACGUUCCCUACGUGCUGAGCAUCGUGGAGAAGAUCGUCGAUCUGAUGGUCUCGAUCAGCGAGCAGGCCAGUGAGCGACACGUGAGUCACCACAUCGCGCGCGGGCUGCGAAAGAUGCUGGACGGAUUCCGGGAAUGGGAGAAGAGGAAUCCGCAGCCGCCGCAGCAGAAACAGCAUCCGAGCUGGUUGCACGAGAACCCAUCUCUCUACAAUCCAGUAGCGACGACGGGCUCGCAGGCGUUCAGCGAGCGGGACACGAUCCUCAGCCAUCCACCUCCGCUGCUGGGCGUGGCGCCGUUGUCUGCCGAGCGUGGGAGCAAUAACAGCAACCAAGCUAACAACAACAACAACAAUAAUAAUAAUAACAAUCAAAAUGAGUUUGCGCAGGACAAGCCGCGCAUGGGGCUUUCGGAAGGGUCGUUGGAUCCGAUGAUGGCUGAUCUGUGGGGGUUUGACGAGGAGUAUUUCCCGACGGGCGUUUUUGAUUUCUUGCAGUCUCAGAUGCCGGCGAUAUAUCUAGAUCUACCAGUCUUGGGAUAUCUGUUCUCGCACGAGGAGAUAAUUUCAAAAUCAGGUAUGUACCUACGUGCGACGCAAGCAAAACCACUCAGACUAAAAGAUAAACGACAAGCCAUGCAACUAUGUACUGUAUACACAUUACUACUUCCCCUCUUUAUCAGAGGCCGUCCCAAUGUCAAUAUCAGCAGAAUCAAAAAGCAACUCAUCACGCUCCCACAUCAACUCGACCGCAGCCCCAACCGGACCCGCGAGCAGGGCGAAGAACACCACCUUGGGGACGAGCGAUGUCCAGAAGAAGCCGUUGUCUUGCACCCCAUGGAAGUUUCUGACGCGAGCGCAAACGUUCAAAUAUUGGCAUCCCGCCCAGCAAAGCAUAGCCAUUGA
This is a messenger RNA of Rasamsonia emersonii CBS 393.64, 2454 nucleotides long. Its product is annotated as Fungal specific transcription factor. The transcript is spliced from 5 exons. Bases 1 to 2454 code for a protein of 817 amino acids. NCBI's taxonomy places the organism in Eukaryota, Fungi, Ascomycota, Eurotiomycetes, Eurotiales, Trichocomaceae. Gene Ontology annotation, molecular function: zinc ion binding; DNA binding. Gene Ontology annotation, biological process: DNA-templated transcription. The record is from RefSeq and is a predicted model, not a curated record.